CAUCAUUAUAUUCACAACUAAAGGUGAAUAAUUAAAUUCCAAAAGUGGCUUAUUACGCUAUCAAAAAGAAGAGAAAACUCGUUAUCUCAACUUUUUUUUAAAAAUGAAAGAGAUAAAAUAGAGUUAUACUGUAAUAAUCUACAAUCUGAAAACAUUUCGCUUGAUUUGAAAGCAUAUUGGGUUCUUCAAAUCGACGAAUUUGCAAAGGCAAACCCCAAUAUUAAAGUAAUCAAAGACUACUAUCUUUUUGAUUUCGUUGAUUUUGAAGUAGCCCGUAAAAAUCAUUUAUUGUCAAAUAAAAUGAAACGGGAUAUCAUGGAGAUGCGUACUUCUAUGGUGAAUAGUUUGUUCGUUAAUGGACAAACAGAAAAAGGCGGUAUCACUCCCCUAUCAAGUGUGUCUAUUUUUAAAAGACUUGAAAUAGAACGAAAAAAAUUGAACCAUGAAGAAGAGCUUCAUAAGAUAGAUCUUUUAUAUUAUCAUAUAAUCGAUUUUUCAACCUCCAAGCUCAGUAGUUCCACGUAUAAAGUAUUUACGAAAGAGGAACGCAAAAAGUACAACAAUGAUUAUAGAUCCUACAUGAAUAUACAUGCAGAAACAUCAAUCUCUGUGAAAGAUUCUGUAAAGAAUGCAGGAACCAUGAGACUAAAGGAUCUAUUAAAGAACGCAAAAAUAGCAAUAAGAAGUUCUAAUGGUACCAAAAACAAGAAGAAAGUAUUGAAAAUUUGUAAAUUAUAUGGUGAUAUACUCGAAACAGAUGACCAAAACAAAUUUCAUUGUUGUCUAAACGAAAUUGAAUACACACAUCAAUUCAUUUACCCUGCUUUGAAAGAAGUUUUGUAUGAUUUUCAAGUUAGAUUCAAACUUGGAGAGCCUCAUUUGCAAUGUGCCGCAGCAAACAUGAAUGAUGACCAGCGCACGCAAUCUGGACCAAAAAUGGAUAUCAUUAUGCUACACAAAGUACACCAAUUUGCAAUCAGCAUUUGCGAGGUACACCUUUUACCAAAACGGUGUCGCACUUUUUAAAAAAAUGAUGUCGUAUUUUUAAGAAAAAAUAGUGUCGCACAUUUUGAGAAAAUAGUGUCGCAUUUUCUAGAAAAAAGACAUUGCAUAAGUUAAACGACAUCUUCUUUUUUCUCGAAUUUACUUCAACAAUGAGCUAUAAAUUUAUCAUGGAAGAUGGAAACAGAAAAACUGUAGAUGAGGAUGGGAAUGAUCCUAUGGAGAUUGAAGAUGAGGAGGAUCCGUAUAAACUUGAUGAAUUAUCAUCUUAUACUGCUUAUAUGACAGUAGUAUGAAAUAUGCUUGCUACGGAAGAAAAAGUUUAAGACGUUCAGCCAGAAGCAAGUAAUAAUAAAGAAGAAAAAACAUAUCAUAAUAAGGGAGACUCAUCUCUGAAGGGAAACCGAAGCAACGAGGUUCAGGCACAUGC
Molecule: messenger RNA, 1432 nt
Organism: Cokeromyces recurvatus
Lineage: Eukaryota; Fungi; Mucoromycota; Mucoromycetes; Mucorales; Mucoraceae
Exons: 8
Coding region: 301-1026 (241 amino acids)
Source: RefSeq, a predicted model, not a curated record